This is a messenger RNA of Xiphophorus hellerii (green swordtail), 2018 nucleotides long. RefSeq names its product odorant receptor 131-2-like. Gene Ontology annotation, molecular function: odorant binding; G protein-coupled receptor activity; olfactory receptor activity. Gene Ontology annotation, cellular component: membrane. The transcript is spliced from 4 exons. The record is from RefSeq and is a predicted model, not a curated record. Gene Ontology annotation, biological process: G protein-coupled receptor signaling pathway; detection of chemical stimulus involved in sensory perception of smell. NCBI's taxonomy places the organism in Eukaryota, Metazoa, Chordata, Actinopteri, Cyprinodontiformes, Poeciliidae. The coding region runs from base 11 to 1000 and encodes 329 amino acids.
CUCCUCCUCCAUGCAACUGGCUCUUCUCUUGAGUAACAGCACAUCAACAGAGACAGGGGUCAGUGUGGAUCUACCUAAAGAGAGUUUCUCCAAUGCUUUAGCUAAGAACAUUGUUGCCGUUAUGGUGUGGCUGGCCCUCAGUGUCAUCAACAGCAGCAUGGUGUACACCUUUCUACAACACAGUGUCUUUUAUGAGAACUCCCGGUACAUCAUGUUCAUCUGCAUGGUGGUCAAUGAUGCUCUGCAGCUUACGCUGGUAACAACUCUCUAUGUGGUCAGCUAUGUCUUCAGGAAGAUCCAAGUCUCCAUCUGUUGUCUUCUGAUAAUGACGGCAGUCUUCACCACCCGCUCCACCCCUCUCAUCUUGGCCGGGAUGGCGGUAGAGCGCUUCAUCGCCAUCUGCUUGCCGCUACACUACAGCCACAUGUGCACCCCGCCCCGCACCAUCUUCCUCAUCGGUGUCAUCCUCAUCCUCACUGCCACCCCUCCGAUCACUGACCUCCUCAUCACCAUAAUCAAGGAGCCUCCAAAGUUCUUCCACAGGGCCAUAUUUUGUGACCACUCCUUUCUCUUCUCUGAUCCUUCCAUCUAUUACAAGAACUGUGUGUUUGAUGGGGUAUACCUCUCCUUCGUGGCGCUCACGCUGCUCUACACCUACUGUAAGAUCAUGCUGACAGCGCAGGCUGCCUCCACCAGCCUGGCGUCAGUGAGGAGAGCCAGGAACACUGUGCUGCUUCAUGGAGUGCAGCUGCUGUUGUGCAUGUUGACCUUCGUGGUUCCCUCCCUCCAGGCUGCUCUCAUCUCCCUGUUCCCCCAGCUCAUCCUGGAGAUCCGCUACGUUUUUUUCUUGCUCGUCUACAUCAUCCCUCGCUUCAUGAGCCCAGUUAUCUAUGGGUUCCGAGACGAGCUUUUCAGGAAGUACUGGACCCAGUAUUUGUCCUGGCCCAGACAAAGGAUCAGUGGGGUCAGACCUGGAGCCUUAAAAGACGCCUGCAUAUGAAAUGAAGUCCUGUAGGAGGCAUGAAGCCCACCAUUUAAUCAGUGAAUUAUGAUGUGACUUCAGGAUUUAAGACAAAUUUGUCUGUUUGUUUCAAAUUUCUGACUUUUAUGACUUUUUGAACUGCUGGUUGGACAUAAUCAGAAAUGUCAAUCAAAUUCUCAGAACACAAACUUAAAAUUGGCAAAUUCAGAGAAUGAUUAAAAUGUACAAUUUGUGGCAUUAAUAUGACAUUCUAAAAAUCAAAGCUACUAUUCAUUACAAACAUGACCACUAGGGAAGCAGCAGGUAAUAAUUACAACGCCAAACUCUAAGGCAAUUAACCCCCCGCCCCACAAAAAAAAACAAGCAUGCACUCACCACUUUCUUUAUUACAUACACAUUCAAUUGCUUGUCUGUAUAAUGGUAAAGGCAAUCACAUGUCAGCAACUUUCAUGUUAUCAGAAUGAGAAGAAAAUAAACUCUAAAUGAUUUUGAAAAUAACAUGGUUUUGAUGACAAAGGCCAAUUUUGAGUAUAUAAAAACUCAUGAGUUACUGAGAUUUUAAAUUUCAAACAUGUUUUUGGAUUGCAAAUAAUGGUCCAAAGAAAUAUCCUGUUUUGUGGAUAUUGUUUCUUUGCUGACAUCUCUAAUUAUAACAGGCGGAAUGGCUCGAAUAAAAAAUGCAGCAGUAAUUCAAAUAGACACUAAUUUCUGAUCACAUUACAGCAGGAGAUGACCAAAGUGGAGAGCAACCAGUUCAGAACAAAAAGAUUCAAGCUUUUUUUUUUCAACAUGGCAGUGAAAUUACUGCACUGAGUGGACCACACAGUCACCAGAUCUCAAUUCAACACAGAGCCCCAUUGGGCUGUGGUGGAUUUUCAUAUUAUGGAUGUAAAACCAAGAAAUUGGCUGUGACUGCAUGCGGCUUAUAAUAUCUCUAAGGACCAAAUCUCUGAGAAAAGAGCCUUAGACAUCUUAUAGAAUCCAUACCGCAAAAAACUGCAGCAGUUCUGACCACAAAUGAGAGUCCAACUACUAA